AUGUUAUUUUGGUUGUAUAUCACCCUUUGUCUUUAUUGUAGGCAAUUUAUUUUGGUCUAUAUUAAACAUAAGAUUGAGGAAUUAAAAUCCCGGUUGAAAUUGUUAGAAGAAGAGAUUUCAAAGCUUGAUUAUAUUUUAAAAACAUCAUGGAAUAUUUUUAUGAAAGCAUCGAGAAAAAAAAAAAGAGCUGAACUUUAUGAAAAAUAUCUACAAGAGAAACGUAAAGUAAGAGGUUAUGAAAAACUUAUAGAGAGAUUAAAAUCUAUAAAUGUAAAUUUCAAUAAUAAUGACUGGUGCCUCUUUUCGGAGGGAGGCAACUGUUGGCUGUUAAAAAGAAUUAUGAUGUGGGCAUCUGAACUUAACUCUAAAAAAUGUCUAACACAAAAUAUAACCCAAAAAGCAAUAUGUUAG
This is a messenger RNA of Vairimorpha ceranae, 411 nucleotides long. RefSeq lists its product as hypothetical. The transcript has a single exon. The coding region runs from base 1 to 411 and encodes 136 amino acids. The record is from RefSeq and is a predicted model, not a curated record. Lineage: Eukaryota; Fungi; Microsporidia; Nosematidae.